Messenger RNA from Myzus persicae (green peach aphid), 1405 nucleotides. RefSeq lists its product as uncharacterized. Lineage: Eukaryota; Metazoa; Arthropoda; Insecta; Hemiptera; Aphididae. Bases 316 to 1317 code for a protein of 333 amino acids. The record is from RefSeq and is a predicted model, not a curated record. Gene Ontology annotation, molecular function: 8-oxo-dGDP phosphatase activity. The transcript is spliced from 7 exons.
CUAUGCGAUAUUAAUAAUUAAUAUUAUUUGAUUUAAUAUUAUUCUCUCUUUGCACGGCUCCCGCCCGCAGUGAACGCCACCAAUAUAAAAUAAUAAUUAUUAAUAACAAUUUAAUAUUUUGUCUAUUAUCGUCGUCAGUGCCCACGUCGACCAGCGUACGACCUGUGUCGCUCCCGUCGGACGUUAUUUCGAUAUUUCACCAUAAUAAUAUUGCCAUCGCUUCAAUCGGGUUCACGGACGAUCCGUUGCGUCAUUACCGUCGUCAAAUGAUGACGUAUUGAACCGGCGGAGGCGGCGGUGAUACCACAACCGUGUAUGCGUGUAUCUCAUUCGGUGAUGAACGAUUCUGCCGCACAUGCACAUCACCACCGUACAAUGUCCAAGUUUUUAAAACUAGCGCACAAGUUCAACAGCUUUUACUUGAACGGAUUACAGAAAAAAGAAUGCCGCGCAUUCAUCGUAGACGGCAUUCAAGUCGGGUUGGUCCAGGCUACCGUCACAAUAGAAUUAAGCCGCUAUCCGAAUGUGUUUAUCGUCAACCCCAAUAGUGUCACGCUGAACCCAGCUUUCAGGGAUUACGAUGAACGUUCUGCAAACAUCGAGUCUGUACUUAAAGAAAUGAAAGAAAAAAAGUUGUUUUUAACGCUGAAAGGGUGGAGGGAUGAGUGUUAUGAAGUUCGGACAAAGUUUGCUGAUCAACCGUUGCUAAAAAUGGAUCGGUCUGCUACUUGUCUAUUUGGGAUUUGUAAUUAUGGUGUCGACAUAAAUGGUUAUGUGAACCAUCCACAAAAAGGAUUAUGCAUUUGGCUACAACAGAGAUCAUUGACUAAACAGACAUGGCCUGGGAAAUGGGAUAACAUGGUUGCUGGAGGUUUAUCGGUUGGAAACAGUGUUAUACACACUGCUCAUAAAGAAGGAGAAGAAGAAGCAUCAUUGACUGCAGACCUUAUGAAAAAUUUGCAAUCAGCUGGGACUGUGUCUUUUUUUUAUGAAAGUGAACGAGGAUUGUUCCCUGACACAGAGUUUGUAUUUGACUUAGAAUUACCUCCAGAUUUUGUGCCUCGUAAUCAAGAUAAUGAAGUAGAAAAAUUUGAAUUGGUGACUGCUAGUGAAACUGUGAACAGAAUUUUAUCUCCAGACUUCAAGACUACUAGUUGCCCUGUAAUUAUUGAUUUUUUGAUCAGACAUGGAAUUAUUAAUCCAGAAAAUGAGCCACGUUUUCCAGAAUUGGUUGAAUUAUUACAUGUACCACUCCAGUCUCUUUAUAAAGAGUGUGACAACUUGUUGACUGAAAAUGGCCUUUCAAAAGCCGAAUAAAUUGUUCGUUGUAUUUAUUUAUGUAAUGUCUUCUUUCAACUUAUCUUUCCAUUUUUCAAUAUUACUUCUCAUUUUUUUUUUUGUUUUA